GUCGGCCGGGGCGUUCUGGACCUGAACAAAGCUCUCCAUCAUGAUCGAUCGUGAAACGGUCCUAGCAUCGUAGAGAGGGCCCUCCCAAAAGUCCCUGAAGAUAAUAAUGACAGGGGAGACACUCCACCGGGAACUGGAGACUGACUGGACUGGCUCAAGCGCUGGCAGCAGCGCAGAGGUUUCAUCUUGAGGGGCGUUGAAACGGUGGGUGGAGAUGAAUUCAACGCCGGCGGAUUGACCGGGAUGCUUGGCAUCGCAUGGGUUUCAGCUUCAUUAAUGCCGCGCCUGAUCACUGCCAACCAUUUGCUCCCUCUCUCGGUGACCCUCCGGUUGUGCUUUUCCUGUCUUGCAUCUAUAAUGCUGCUUUCCUCUUCCUUCCUUCAUUUCCGAAAGGGGCCCUCCCCCGUCAUAACUGGAUCUACUCCCCAUUUUGGCUUUUAGACUCGGGCCAAGGUUCGGGUUCCAUCCGGACCGGCGCCAAUCAAAGCCAUGGCACCAGUCGGGACUCAAUUUACUCCCGACAAGCAUCAGCCCUGGCGUUAUGGCAACUUAGCAACAGCAGGGUUGAGGAUGCUGGUAUUCUUUCUUGGCUCGGACGUUAUCCACCCACACGUUUUGCCCUAGUUCAUACAUCUCAGACCAUUCACUCCUCAGGUCCUUCCUCCACUUUUCCUCGCAGGGUAAGGAGUUGUGCAUAUCUCUGCUCCAACCAGGAUGAGGAUUUUUCCAAACCAUGUCCCCGUUUCACCCUACCUGGCAGGAUUAAUUUAUUGAUGAAAUCAGCGGAUCUCUUUCUAUUCUUGCAAGUGCGAACGGUGGAAGGCUACUCAUCUAUCUGUGGAUGUCACCCGUCAAUUAAUAGUGCUGUCUUCAAGGUCCUGCUGGUUGGCCAAGCGAUAUGGCAGGUAGUGUUUCUGCUCCUGUGCCCAUCCUUUGCAAGAAGCAACAGAAUACUCCCGCAGAUUUCGUGAGGGUCAUCAUCUGAUCAAUCCAAUCCGCUGGUGCCAAAGUCGGAACUCGAUGGUAUUGGGAACUGCAAGUUCCCAGACACUGUCCUCCAGGUCUACAUCACACCACACUGAAUGAUCAUACUAGUCAGCUAUCGUGAUCGAACGAUUUCUACCAGCUUCUAGCACUCUACUGUCAAGGGAGAGACUGGGGGAGAUCUUCG
Messenger RNA from Aspergillus neoniger CBS 115656, 1171 nucleotides. RefSeq lists its product as uncharacterized. The transcript has a single exon. Bases 258 to 971 code for a protein of 237 amino acids. The record is from RefSeq and is a predicted model, not a curated record. Lineage: Eukaryota; Fungi; Ascomycota; Eurotiomycetes; Eurotiales; Aspergillaceae.